Camponotus floridanus (Florida carpenter ant) is the source of this 3285-nucleotide messenger RNA. It is a transcript of the gene Vha100-1, whose product is annotated as V-type proton ATPase 116 kDa subunit a. Gene Ontology annotation, cellular component: vacuolar proton-transporting V-type ATPase complex; vacuolar proton-transporting V-type ATPase, V0 domain; plasma membrane. Bases 204 to 2750 code for a protein of 848 amino acids. Gene Ontology annotation, biological process: proton transmembrane transport; vacuolar acidification. Gene Ontology annotation, molecular function: proton-transporting ATPase activity, rotational mechanism; ATPase binding. The record is from RefSeq and is a predicted model, not a curated record. The transcript has 9 exons. NCBI's taxonomy places the organism in Eukaryota, Metazoa, Arthropoda, Insecta, Hymenoptera, Formicidae.
GAUCUGCGAUCGCGCAUCUCGUGACUGCACGGGUAUCGAUUAUUAUUCGCCCCCUGUCCCUGCCCCUGCCCCUACCUCUGCCACGGCUUUCACGAUCGCAGUUUCAGGAAGAGAAGACGAACGAGAGAGGAUCUUGGCGAACCGUGUCGGACAAAUAAUAUCGACGUGAUCGUCUUUUCGGCGCGUUAUUUCCAACAUCAAAGAUGGGCUCGCUCUUCCGCAGCGAGGAGAUGACAUUAUGUCAACUGUUCCUCCAAAGCGAAGCAGCUUACGCCUGUGUCUCCGAACUCGGCGAGCUCGGGCUGGUACAGUUUCGCGAUUUAAAUCCUGAUGUCAAUGCUUUUCAACGGAAGUUUGUCAAUGAGGUACGUCGUUGUGAUGAAAUGGAGCGCAAGCUGCGUUACCUGGAGAAGGAAAUCAAGAAAGAUGGUAUUCCAAUGCUGGAUACCGGUGAAAACCCGGAGGCUCCACAGCCUCGAGAGAUGAUAGAUCUGGAAGCCACUUUUGAGAAGCUAGAGAAUGAAUUGCGGGAAGUGAACCAGAAUGCUGAGGCGCUUAAACGCAACUUUUUGGAGUUAACUGAGCUCAAACACAUUUUACGGAAGACUCAAGUUUUUUUCGAUGAGCAAGAGCACGCGGGCUUGAACCCCACCGAGUCCAUGACACGUGCGUUGAUUAGCGAUGAUAAUAUCGCCCGCCAGUCCGCCCUCGGCCCUGUCCAGUUGGGACAAAAUUUCAAGAUUGGAUUUUUUUUCGUCGCGGGAGUCAUCCUGAGGGAACGCAUCCCCGCGUUCGAGCGUAUGUUAUGGCGUGCAUGCCGCGGAAAUGUCUUUCUACGCCAGGCGGAAAUCGAGACUCCUUUAGAAGAUCCAUCAACGGGGGACCAGGUAUACAAAUCAGUCUUCAUCAUCUUCUUCCAAGGAGAUCAACUGAAAACUCGUGUAAAAAAGAUCUGCGAAGGCUUUAGAGCGACCUUGUAUCCCUGUCCAGAAGCACCGGCUGAUCGCAGGGAAAUGGCGAUGGGCGUUAUGACUCGCAUCGAAGACUUAAACACUGUCCUAGGACAGACACAAGAUCAUCGUCAUCGUGUUCUAGUAGCUGCCGCAAAGAAUAUUAAGAACUGGUUCGUCAAAGUCCGCAAGAUUAAAGCGAUUUAUCAUACUCUCAAUCUUUUCAAUCUCGAUGUCACUCAAAAAUGCCUGAUCGCUGAAUGCUGGGUACCUGUCCUGGACAUCGAGACUAUUCAACUAGCAUUAAGACGCGGAACGGAACGUAGCGGAAGUUCUGUACCUCCUAUUUUGAAUCGCAUGGAGACUUUCGAAGAUCCGCCAACGUAUAAUCGCACAAACAAGUUCACGAAGGGCUUUCAAGCGUUGAUCGAUGCUUACGGAGUCGCUUCUUAUCGCGAGAUGAACCCUACGCCCUAUACUAUCAUCACAUUCCCAUUUUUAUUCGCGAUAAUGUUCGGUGAUACUGGUCAUGGCCUCAUCAUGUUUUUGUUCGGCGGUUGGAUGGUGUUGAAAGAGAAACCAUUAGCGGCUAAGAAAAGCGAUAAUGAAAUCUGGAAUAUAUUCUUCGGCGGUCGUUACAUCAUUUUUCUCAUGGGCCUGUUUUCCAUGUAUACCGGUCUCAUCUACAAUGACAUAUUCUCCAAAUCACUCAACAUUUUCGGCUCUAACUGGUUGAUUAAUUAUAAUCGUAGCACCAUUCAGCAUAAUAAGGAUCUGCAAUUAAAUCCCAGUUCUGAAGAUUAUAUAGAUUAUCCGUACCCAUUUGGCAUGGAUCCGGUAUGGCAACUAGCGGAGAAUAAAAUCAUCUUUCAAAAUUCAUACAAAAUGAAGAUCUCCAUUAUCUUUGGAGUAAUACACAUGCUAUUUGGCGUACUAGUGGGAUUAUGGAAUCACAUGUAUUUUAAAAAGCGUCUCAAUAUUACUUGCGAAUUUGUGCCGCAGGUGAUCUUUCUCUUGGCGUUAUUUUUCUACAUGGUGUUGCUCAUGUUCAUCAAAUGGAUCAAAUAUGGUCCCAAGAACGAACUGAUCGAUGGACCCGGUUGUGCACCUUCGGUUCUCAUCACUUUCAUCAACAUGGUUCUAUUUAAACCUGCCACUAAAGUUGGCGAAUGCGAGCCGUACAUGUAUGGCGGUCAGAGUGGUUUACAAAAGUUUUUGGUGGUCGUAGCUCUACUCUGCGUGCCAUGGAUGCUGCUGGCGAAGCCAAUUUCGUUAAUGCGCAACCGCAGAAAGCAGCAUUAUCAGCUCAACAAUCACGGCGCCGAGAAUGGUGAUGUGGAAGCUAGCAUGGGAACUUUACAACAGAGUGGAGGUGUUACCCAAAAUGGCGGUCACAAGGAGGAGGAAGAAAAUAUGAUGGAAAUAUUUAUUCAUCAAGGCAUUCACACCAUCGAGUAUGUUCUUGGCAGCGUGUCGCACACCGCGUCGUACUUGCGUCUCUGGGCCUUAUCUUUGGCCCAUGCCCAGUUGUCCGAGGUAUUGUGGAACAUGGUGAUGAGAAAUGGUUUAGCGAGAGAGGGAUGGGAUGGCGGUAUCGUGCUGUAUGCCAUCUUUGCCUUUUGGGCAGUACUCACUGUGGGCAUUCUUGUACUCAUGGAAGGCCUUUCAGCAUUUCUGCAUACACUUCGUUUACAUUGGGUGGAAUUCCAGAGCAAAUUCUAUUCUGGCUUGGGCUAUAGUUUCCAGCCAUUUUCUUUCGAAAUCAUCCUUGAUGCCGCACAGGCCACUACUGAGGAUUAAAAUAAUUAGUAUCAUUAAUUAAUAAUCGUCGUUGAGUAUUGUUGUUAAUAUGAAUGUAGGACAUGGCGAAUUUAUUAGCUACUUCUUCAGAUAAGUCAGUUAUGAUUAAUUAAUGAGUCUCUUAUGAAUAGGAAUAUGUAUGUAGAGUUGAUUAAGUUAUAAUCAAAAUAUGAAAAUUAUUUCUCUACAUUUCGAUAAUUUAACCACAAGCGAACAUAGCAUUUGAAAAAAAAGUUAUGAGAUUUAAAGCACACAUAAAGUCAUGACAAGAGAAUAUUCUCGUUAUAUUAUAAGUUUCUUUUUAAUUGAGAAAUAAUAUAUAAUUGAAUUUUUGUGUGAAAGCUAAAUUUUUUUUCUCUGCCAUCUAAUAUAUAUAAAAUCUUGCAUGAAUUCUUAUAUACAAUAUGGAAUUCUUACACAUUGUAGAACCUGCAGAAAACAAAUGUACUCGAAAAACAAAUGUACGUCACUUAGACGAUUGAUCGAUGUUGUUUCGUACAUCUAUACAUAAUAAAGGAUGUGGCAUAUAUGAAAA